Molecule: messenger RNA, 12794 nt
Organism: Lagopus muta (rock ptarmigan)
Lineage: Eukaryota; Metazoa; Chordata; Aves; Galliformes; Phasianidae
Gene: DERA
Product: deoxyribose-phosphate aldolase
Exons: 9
Coding region: 96-1052 (318 amino acids)
Biological process (GO): deoxyribonucleotide catabolic process; carbohydrate catabolic process
Cellular component (GO): cytoplasm
Molecular function (GO): deoxyribose-phosphate aldolase activity
Source: RefSeq, a predicted model, not a curated record
GCGAGCUCCGCUGCCGGCUCUGCUUCCUGCCGGCGCGGGGCGGGACCGGCGUUGCCUGCCUCUCCCCGCCCCGCUCGGGCCCGUGAGCGCGGGCCAUGGCGGCUAGAAACGCGGGCACCGAGCUGGAGCUUGGCUGGAUCUCCAAAGUGUAUGUGAAUCCACCUGCAGUUGUAAGGCAUGCAGAACAAAUUCAGAAAUGGCGGACUGUGAAAGGUAAUUGGCAAGCUGCUUGGCUGUUGAAAGCUGUCACCUGCAUAGACCUUACCACUCUGUCUGGUGAUGAUACUCCUUCAAAUGUUCACAGACUGUGUUUUAAAGCUAAGCAUCCCAUCAGAGAGGAUCUACUGAAAGCCAUGGAUAUGCAUGACAAAGGUAUUACUGUUGCAGCAGUUUGUGUAUAUCCUGCAAGAGUCACUGAUGCUGUUAACACCCUGAAGGCUGCUGGUUGUAGUAUACCAGUAGCUUCAGUGGCUGCUGGGUUUCCAUCUGGACAAACUCCUCUAGAAACAAAACUGGCUGAAAUAAAGCUGGCUGUGCAGUAUGGUGCUAGAGAGAUUGACAUCGUCAUUAGCAGGAGCCUGGUGCUCAGUGGCCAGUGGGAAGGUCUGUAUGAGGAGAUCCGCCAGUGCCGUGAGGCCUGUGGAGAAGCUCACAUGAAAACAAUCCUAGCAACAGGUGAACUGGGGUCCCUUGCUAAUGUCUACAAAGCCAGUAUGAUUGCUAUGAUGGCAGGUUCUGAUUUUAUAAAGACAUCUACAGGAAAGGAAGUGGAAAAUGCGACUCUUCCGGUCGGAGUAGUCAUGAUGCGAGCCAUUAAAGAAUUCUACUGGCAAACUGGCUUUAAGGUUGGAUUUAAGCCUGCCGGUGGCAUUCGGACAGCAAAAGAAGCUAUUACUUGGCUUAUGCUGGUAAAAGAGGAACUGGGAGUGGAAUGGCUGAAACCAGAGCUCUUUCGCCUUGGUGCAAGUAGUUUGUUGGAAGACAUUGAGAAACAGAUUUUCCACCACGUGACUGGCUCUUAUGCACUUCAACACGACCUGGCAAUGGCUUAAACACAGAAUCAACUCAGGAUUAUUUUUAUAAAAGAAGCCUUUAAAAAAGCAGCAUUCAAAAGUCUUCCGACAACUGAGUGCGUUUGAUAGAAUUAAGGGCGUUAUUCUCUCUUUUUCAUAUAUUACAGCAUUUAAAAAUAUGUUCAAGUCUGCUGGUUGUACUUGAUCAAAAAGUGGAAAAAAAUGGUAAUUCUGAAACAGUUAAAUAGUUAAUACUUACAGAUUUGCAAAGUUAAUCUUGCAAAGUCUUCCUCAGCCCAGCCUGAAAAGCUUAUUAAUGGCAACACUGAAAUACUAUGAAGAAGAUUUGGGUGUCCUGGUAGCGCUUUGCAGGCUGAGAAAUGAAGUAUCUAAAGAAUGUUUCAUAUUGCUAAUUAAGAGCUACAGAUCUUGGAACAGCUUUCCAUUCACCUCUGACUAGAUCUUUGGUAGGAUAUGUUGCACUAUUAAUUGUUAUGUUGAUUCGGUUUCAAGCAGUGUAACCUGAUAAAAUGAAACUUGGUUAUUUCUUUCUUUUAUAAAAUCUUGGUAGCAAAAAAACCUUUUUUUUAUUUUUUUAUUUUUUAUUUUUUUUAUUUUUUCCCCCAAACUUGGGCACAGACAUCCAUAUUUAGACCCUUGAAUAAAGGUGGCUUGAUUUCUGGAACAGCUGAGUAUCCACAGUUGCUCCUGAAGCUAAUGGGAGCUCUGGGUGAUCAGAACAACUGAAAAUCAAGCAGCCUCUAUAUAGAUGCCUAACUAUGCAUUCAGGAGGCUAUUUUCAGGCAUUUCACUCUUAAAAAUUUUAGUCUGUCUUGCUUAGAAGCUCCCAUUCCUGUCUCCUGUCAUUUUUAAACACAGUCAUGCAAAUCUUUGCAUUUUAAUGUAGGGGGGGUUGAGUAUCAGUUUACAGGUUUCUACGCUAUGCUAUCUGAACUUUAACUUUUCCCUUCUAAGAGCAUUUCUGUAAUUUAUAAGAAUUGUGUCCUAUACAGAGUUUCAGCCUUAAUGAAAAAGCACUUUUCUCAGAGGACAUUAAGAAUAAUACCUAAAUCAUCAAUACCUUUUGAAUAUCAGACUGGAGCUGGUAGAUUCAUUACUUCAGAGCUACAUUCUACUCACUAACAGGAGUUGUACUAAAAUCUUAAUUAUCAUCACGACUAGUCUCACUGACUUAAGUAGGUCUCAUCAGGGAAGUAAGAGGAGGAGGAUUUUGCUAUAAAUCAAGCUGCAAGGUGCAUUUAUUACAAAAAGAUCUUGACUUCAUAAAGAUAAUAACUCAGUUAUUUAUCUGGCUAAGCCACCUGAGUCGCUCUGUGAAACACAGCAUGGAGAGAUUUGGCCUUCUGAAGAAUCUUAGACAGCCUGAGGAAUAAGCAGAUGGCAAAGCGUUACUGGGUGACUGGCUGUCUUUGUCUUGUCCCAUUCAAGAGACAGCUAGCAACAGUGCAAGUCCAUUAGGAAGCAGUGAGGGCUGCAGCCUGGCACUCCUACAUCACUCAUGGUAGUGCUGAGAGCCCCAGACUGAGGUGAAGCUUGGCUCUUGGGUUGGUAGGUGCAUGACGAGGGGAGGCUGAGGCUGAGCAGGGCAAGAGAGUACUGGGGCUCAUGCUAGUGCUGACCCAUGAGACAGCUAGAGCUGGAAGGAAUGGUCUGACAUGCAUUCCAAGCUCAAGUUGGAGGCUGGUAUUGCAGAGCAUAUGUCCCCACUGAUGGAGAACUAGAAACGUUCUCAGUGUGGUCUUUUGAGUUUGUACUUGCAAUGGUGCUUUUAACCCUGACCAGCACUUCCUCUGCAGUCUUCCAUUUCUUCCCCUCAUGGCUGACCGUUGGCUGUUAUUUAUUUCCCAUUGUCACAGAGGAAUUGAGACUUUAUCUAGGUUGUUGCAGCUGGUCAUAACAGCUGCACAAAGUGUAUGAAAGGAGAUGGGGACUUGAAAUCAGUAACCAGGAAGGGGGCAGCACAGCACUGCUGAAUAGCCUUCAAAAAAAGUUCAGAUUUAGCACUCUGCUUCAGGCCUUUAAAAAAGAAGCAGGCAAUUAUGCCUGUUUAUCUGUAUUAAUACAUCUAUAUUUAGAUAAAUAAAUUUCAGAGUAUAACAUAUGUUUUGUGGAAGUCAGUCUAGUAUACUAAUCAUUAUUUUUGUAACACUUAUUCAUUUAGGAUUUUAAAUAGCUUCAUUUUGUUGACUACCUCAUUUUGCAAAUAAGUGAAUAAAUUCAAGAGGAAAGUCAAGUAGAAACUGCAAAUCUAGAAUAUCCUGUAUCAACUUAUUUACAAGAAGAGGGAACUGGGAGAAGGGGUAAGCUUUUUUCCCUGGUUUGCAGGAAACAAAGAUAUUAAAUAGUAAUUAUAUUCAAAGUGCACGUAUCAGCUGGGGCAAGUAAUACUUUGAUAGCUUUAUUUCAUCAGUAGUAUAAGUUCAUUCUUUCAUUUCCUUUCUGAAGCAGAGAACAUACAUUAUACACAAUAGCACAUGCUUCUGAGGCAGAAAAGGCUGAUCUACGUUUAAUUUUAUUUUGCUCAGUUGAAACUGGCUCCCUGCCUCCUCUGGGGAAAAAGGGAAAAAAAAAAAAAAAAGGAACAGCAACUUUUAUCCAAAUCUUGGUGCACUUUUGCUGAAAUUACCAGUGCUGACAUCUGGAUGAUACAUAAAGUGUGCAGUAGGAGUAGAGGGAGGGAAUUGCAUUUAAUUAGAUGUAACCUACCCAGGAGAACAAGACACGGAAAUGUCCAUCUGGCUAGUUCUUAUUAAUAGGACAACAAAGGAUAAAACUAUUUGUAGUAUAUGAAGACACCAUUGUUGAAACUACCAGUUGACCAUUUUUAUUAGAAUCCUAGACAGCCUGCACUGUAAAUUGAGAAGUAAGACUUGGAAAGAAAGAAGCGUCAAAAAAGGUGACAGUCCUUUCACAUCCUAAAAGGAAAGAGUAAGCAAGUGAUCAUAAGGUCCCAGCCAGUUAUUUUGUAGAGAUCCUUCCUCCUGAUCCAGACAAGUUACAGACUCUUUCUGCAAGGACCUACAGUAACAAAGGAAAGCAUGACAAAAUUGUUUUAAUAUCCUUUAAUAAAAUUUAACUCUGAUACAAGAAGGGAUGCCAACAAGAUGCUCUAGCCGUUCCUGAUGAGUCUAGUGAUUUUAAGUGGCUCUGGUUUGAGCACUAGGAUUAGCAUCCUGUGGGUUGCUAAUUCUUGGAACUGUUAGCAAAUGGAGGAAGUGGUUGUGGAAUUUAUUACACUUGUUUUUGUAAGUCUUGCUUUCUCUAAGGGAGGAGUAGACAAAGGAGCUUCAGAGGUUCAAUUAAUAAAGAUAAAUGUAGUAUCUCAACAAUAUGGUGCUGUAUAAAACCAAACCCCCCUGGUGGAUGAGGUUUUGCCCAGAAAAUCAGGAAAACUUGAUAAGCUCAUUUUUCCAUUUCACCAGUAGCAAUGAGAUCUGUUUGUAUUCAAAGACUUACGUAAAUUAUCACAUACUUACUAAUUUGCAGCAAGCAAGCAAACAAACUAGAGAAAAUCCUGUGUCUUGGCAAAAGCCAAUGCCAGGGCUGGGCUGGUGAUCCUUCAGUAUAGGGAUUCCCAUUGCCAUUUUAGCCCAGAGAGCAGAUGCACUACAGGUCGUAUCUGACAAGGCACACUUUCUAGCUGGCUGGCCUCACAAGAAAGCCCCGGGGUCUUGCUGACCAAGGCAGAGCAGUUGGUACAGCAGAAGGAAGGGAUGCCACCUAGAGGGACUUUGAUAAACUCGAAAGGUGGACCCUUGUGAGCCUAAUGAGGUUCAACAAAGCCAAGUGCAAGGUUUUGCACUUGAGGCAAUCCCAGACAUUGUACAGACUGGGAGAACUCCUUGAAAGUAGCGUUGCUAAAAAGGACUCAGGGUUCCUGGUUGAUGAAAAACUUCACAUGAGCCAACAGGAUACGCUUGCAGCCCAGAAGGCCAGCGGUAUCCUGGGUUCCAUCAGAAGAGGAGGGAGGCCAGCAGGGAGAAGCAAGGGACUGUACCCCUCUAUUCUGCAUUAGUGAGGACCCAGUUGGAGUCCAGCAGGCAUCCAAGUCUGGGGCCCCUGGCACAGGAAAGAUGUAGAAUUUUUGAAGAGGGCCCAGAGGAGGGCUAUGAAAAGGAUUUAAGUGCUAGAACACUUCUCCUAUAAAGACAGGAUGAAGGAACUGGACUUGUUCAGCCUGGAGAAGAGAAGACUGUGGGGCCUAUGGCCUUCCAGUAUUUAAAGGGAGUUUAUAAACAAGAGGGAAAUCAACUUUUUACACGGAUGGAAAGUGAUAGGACAAGGGGGAAUAGUUUUAAAAAAGAGGAAAAGAGAUUUAGAUUAGAUGCUGGGGAAAUUUAUUUUCUGAGUGAGUGAUGAGGUGCUGAAACAGGUUACCCACAGAGGUUGUGGAUGCUACUCAUUCUUGGAGGUGCUUAAGCCCUGUUUGGAUGGGGCCUGGGCAAUCUGAUCUAGCAGUUAAUCUAGCAGCUGGCAACUCUGCCUGUGGCAGGGAACUCAAUGAUCCUUGAGGUCUCUUCUAACCCAAACUAUUCUAUGAUUCUGUGGCUUGCUUCAGGGGUUACCAGCAUGGCUGUAGGACCAGUUAGUGCUAAAGCUGCUUGCCUGUAGUGAUAACUGCUAAUCCAUUGAGAAUAUUUUUUUGCCCCUCAACAUCAGACCUGAGCAACCAGCUUCUGAGGGGAAGCUGGAGAAUGCAUAUUCUCCAACAUUUAAUUUAAUUACAUGUAAGUUGAUUAAGGAUGUUAUCUUCAUUUCCAAGGGAAAUGAAACAUUCAUUCAGAGUCAUGUCAGAGCUCUGACUGUCAGGUUUUUUUCUGCUUUCUGCAGCUUCAGUGGGGUCUUGGUCUUUCCUCACAGCACAGGCGUUGUCUGACCCAGAACACGGCUUCUUGCUUUAAUGUUCUGAAGGGCCUGAAUGGAGCUAGAACAAAGAGCAACUAUUCCAUCCAGGCUCUAACAAGAAGGUUUUUAUGUUCUAGUUAGCACAGAUCAGUCCAAUUCCAAAAAAUUCAAAUGCCUUUGCCCCAUCUGGUAGCAACUGUAACAAGGCCUUUGGGAGGCAAGUGGCAGGAAGAUGUAGAUAAAGGGAAAACAGUGGGGCAAAAAGAGAAGUCGCAAGAAGUAAGAGAGAUUGUCACCACCGCUGUUACUGCUUCACAGAAUUGUAAUCUUUUGUAUCUCUUCGGAACAGGAGGUAAAUAAUAAAACACAGGGGAGGGAAAAAUUUAAAAUAAAUGUAGUGUGUGAGUGCAUGUUAAAACGGAUGUCAGAUUAAAAAUAACUGUAAAGGAAAUUCUACUGUAGGGGGAAAGCUGCUUUUUCCUUCAGCAUUUUAUAUUCCACCUUCAUUAGGCGGAAAGUGAACGAACUGUAAAGGAAAAGGGGAACUUUUGUUGAUUCCCUCUGAGCGCUCAGAGAAGCCUAAUGUGAGUGUGGGGGCAUGUUAUGUGGUGCGGUGCUUCAGCAAUUCUCAGGGUGAAGCCCACAAGCAGCAGGGACAUUAAGCAGAUGCAACUGCGUGUGCCAAGCUCUGGGACUUGGAGCUUUAAGCCUGCGGUGCUGCAUAUCCAGAUAGUUUCAUCCACUCCAUUCUCCUUCAGUCCCUUCAGGGUUGAUGAGUCCUCUAAUGUUUAAAAAAAAAUAAACCCUGCAGCCUGCUUGGAUCAUGUUAUCCAAUAAUGCCCCUCUAACUAUAGAUUUGGGCACCAGGGACUUUUUUCUAGUUUCUUCAGCCCUUUUAAGCAAGCUGUGUCAGUGUUUGACAACAGCGGAGCAGGGAACAUCUACACAAACAUAUUUCUCCCCACAUGGCUGCCAAACCACACUGAUCAUUGGAGACAGCAGGUACUCAUGAAAAUGGCAGUGCCAUUCCAUAAAACAGUCACAGCUCUCUUCUGCUAAAUGUGCUUCAUGAUGGCUCCUUGAAAUUUGUGAUCUGAAAAGUGGCCUGGCCUGUGCAUGUCUAAAGCCAAAGAAGCUGUAAAUAAACAGUUGGAAAUUGUGCUAGCAUGGGUAGUUCUGCUUGUUCCCACGUAUUCCUACAGCGUUUCAGAAACAAAUUCCCACAACUCCUAUUUCUUUCAGACACAUAAGCUAAUGAGGAAGCAGCUGAGACAGGAGUAGAAGACAUCCUAGCGGCUAUCCCUGCCAGGCUGAAGGCAGAGCGGUAUCCCAACUUUCAAAACUUGUAUUGGGCUCAUACACUAAUUGGCAGGGAAGAUCGCAAACCAGAAUCUUCCUAAUGAGAAGUGACAACAAGUAGGAGCAGCUUGUCCUUACAGAGGCUUAAUCUGGAACAUCUUCACCUAGCCAGCUUGGGUUUUAGCAGGUACGUUAGCAAUGCAUGAGAGUCCUCUGCUUGUGAAAGGCCUUGCAUUGGACUACAAUCAGAUCAGGCUGUUUUAGUGUGCUGCAGAAAGUGUUCAGAGAGGUUCUGCAGGUAUUUAAGGCCACACACUGUGCUCAUAUCAGCUCUGUCCUGUCUCAGUGUACCUGUCUCUGUGAGAUACUGAGAGAGAUGUCCCAGUGGCAGUGACUGCCCCAAGCAGACUGUGGGCAAGGUGCGGGGCUGAGGUCUCCAGUAGCCUUCACCUGUGCUCCUUCUGUUGAUCUUGUGCCAUUUGUUGCCCACCUCUGCACCUCAUUGAAAACUCAGGACCUUCUGCUCAGAGUAAAUUAAUAAAUUAAUAAAUGGAAGUCACUUCUGCAGGAAGAUAACCAUCUGCUCCUAAAUGAACAUGUGUUUUCAGAGUUGUAUCCACCGGGCAGAUUUCUUUGUUAAGCAAUAAUUCUGUUUCAUUUUCCUGAACGGCUCUGCCAUUUUCUCCAUUAGAGGGCUGUAGAGCCGUGUGUUAGAUAAUUUUAGAACACAAAUGGAUAUAUAUAUAUAUUUGGGGCCUAAUUUUCUUCUGUAUUGCUCUCCUGAAACUCAGUGAGGUGUAAAAGUGGUGCAAUACAGAACAAAAAUGCACAGCACCUUAGAAUACACCUUAGAAUACAUCAGAGCUCUGGGUUUUUCUGACAAUGUUCAGAAACUCAGAGCUGGUAAGAUUUUUAGACACAUGUAUGACAGGUGAGGCAGAUGAGUGAGUCAGUUGCUGCUAGCAUGUUUGAACAGACCACAGUUGGUCAGUAGGAUAUGUUUUGAGGAAAAAGUAGCAAAGAGCACGUGCAAAGCACAUGUAGAGCUUUGAAUUCUUAAGAACUACAAGUAUUAUAGGCAGAGGCUAGACUAAGAAUCAUAAAUGUUACAGGCUCCAUUUUGCUUCAGCUGUGAUACUGACAAGCUAGUUGUAUAGACUACAAUUUCCUAGGUAGAUAUCUUCCUCAGCUGAACUUUAUUCAAAACAAAAACAAAAACAAACAUAAAUAAAUAAAUAAAGCUGGAAAAAAAAAAAAAAAAGAAAACAUAUUGUGGAAUGGGAUUUUUCAGCCCACACCUGGAAAUUUCACUGUGCUGAGUUCCAACACUUCAGAGCAUGAGCCAUGGCAAAGGAGAGAUUGGCCCCUGUCCUCGCCACUUGCAUUCUGCUGCAUUUGUACAAUGAAAGGUGCUAAGAGGUACAGUGCAGGAUGGAUGCAGCGAAACUCAAACAUCAGCUGAAAGUUGGAACAGAGGGAGAGAAAGACAUUGGCACAGUAAGUCCAGUGCAGAUUAGAGCUAAUGGGAACUAAAGGAAACAGUGAGUGCAUGUGCAAGCAGGGAAAGGAAAAGGAAAGGCAUGGGGAUAAGAUGCCACAGAAGAUGAGAACUUAGAACUGGCAGCUGAACAACAGCAGGGUGAUCCAAACAAGAAGAGCUAGAGUGAACUCAUUGGAAACAAAGUGCCUCAUCAUAAAAGGAGCAAUACUGAGACCAAAAAGAAAUUGCUCACUGACCAGAUCUCUUGCCUGUGAAUUUAACUUUCAGAAUGGCUGGAAGAACAACAAAUCAGAGAACAAUGUCACUGAAACUGGCAUUUACAGAGGCUGAGAUGCAGUGGCAUGGGCAACUUUAAUAUUUUGUAACUUUGAAAUGCUUUGGCUUUGAAACUAAUAUUCCUUGUUGCUUGUUGUGCAUUAUGUAAGCUUAUUUCAUCCUAACAAUUAACUCAUUGAGGCAGAGAUUGCUUUUUUGCCCUGUUUUUGCACAUCACUUGCUGUAAAGUGUUGUGGUUCAUGAGUAGUGCCAUUACAUGUCAUAUUAAUGCAGAUAGGAAAUAGUAUACUGGUAGAGAUCUAUAAUAAAAGCUAAAUGUGAAUUCUAACAGUGGAGGAAAAUGGUUUGCUACAAAACACUGGGAAAUUAUUAGAUGCACCAGGCAAAAAUAACAAGUGGAAAAUUGGAGGUGAGUACCAAAGAAUGGUUCUAUAAGUGGUUAGGUGAGGCUGUUGGGCAGCGCACUGUGGAAGCAGCAGAAGCCCCUCAGCUGGGACUUGGCUGAAGAUGAGAUAACUGUUCAGAAGGCACAGGACUUUACAGGGUCACAGACACUGGAUGGUCUGGAUGCUCCAUCUCCAGCUUCUGUGAUUUUGCACAGCCUUCCCCAAAAGCCAACACGAUGGAGCACAUCAAAAGAUGCAAUACUCACAGACAUUUCUUGAGCUGAGAACUAUGAAAAGAAAGUUGUUCUCAUCCAUGAGCUGAAAUUGAGAGUACACACUAACCCAAAAGGAUAUCAGCUCAAAGAGCACUGUAUGAAAAUCUUAUAAAGCUCUGCAACGCUCCAUAAAUAAUUUUCAAACAGGAAGCUUUUUGUUUCAGUGAUAACAAUACUAAAAAGGAAGAAUGGCAAAUAUCCAUGAAAAAAAAAAAAAAGGCUGAAACAGUCUGCACCCUAUACUGAUGAUAGUUUUAAUCACUUCCAGAGUUACACACACAAUUAUCAGUCAUUUAUUAAGAAACACAAAUGAUCAUUACAGAGGUAUAGAUUAAUAUAGGCUGAAGCCUGGUGUCGUGCCAGUGGUGCACCACAUGAUGGGCAGACCAUGGAAUAAAUAUUCCAGCAUGUCACUGUGCUAUAAAUUCUACAAAUGAAAGAAAUUAAAAAGCCAGGAGCAAUUUUGAAAAUGAUUUGUGAUUGGUGGUGCACUUAGGAGUGCUUUUAUUGUCACAGGAACAUCUCCUUUCACAUCCUUAAGGUGAAAGCACCACUCUGCUUCGCUCUGAGGUUCUGGGGACAGCCUGUGACUGCGUGAGGUGUGGAGGCAAGCAGUGGGGCUUGUGCUGGUGAGUAUAUGUGCACUUAGCAGCGUGCAACUGCUUGUGAGGGUUAGCUUUGCACAGCCUGAGGGUGACAGAACAGCAAAUUGCUUCUGACACUUUAAGUAUGCAAAAAGACACCAGUUGUGGGGUGGUUUGGUUUUUUUCCUUUUACAGCUAUACUAUAACUAUGCUCUGAAGUGCACAUAUAAACAUUUUAUAACAUAGAUUUGGACUAGCACUUGAAAAAUAACCUGAAGACUGGUUCUUUAGUGGAAGGUAUUCCUAUCAAAAUAGCAAUCUGUUGCAAGUCAAACUUUCACUCCAUGCAUAAAUGAUGCAGAACUUAGUGUACUUCUAAUGCAGAUGUUACUAGAAGUUUUACUAAAAUAUCAUGUUAGUAUUAAUAUGGAUAUGUUAUCUUAAAUAGAAAGUGAAUUCAUCUAGAAUUGAAAGGCAAAAUAUUUUAGUUUGCAAGCACUGUACUCAGUGUAAAGAAUGGCAGCAGUGAAAGUAGGUGAAUCAUAAAAACAUACAAUACAAAUGUUGGAAGGGACCCAUAAGGAUCAUCUACUCCUGUGAACUCCUGCUUCACUGUUGGAAGGGAUCUCUGGAGGUCAUCAAGUCGAACCCCCCUGCAAAGCAGGCCCCCUGCAGCUGGCUGCACAGGUAGGCAUCCAGGCGGGUCUUGAACAUCUCCAGAGAAGGAGAAUCCACAAUCUCCCUGGGCAGCCUGUUCCAAUGCUCUGUCACCCUUACUGUGAGGAAAUUACUUCGCAUAUUGGUGCAGAACUUCCUACGCUCAAGUUUAUGGCCAUUCCCUGCAGGAACACCCAAAAAUCAGACCACAUUACUGAGAGUACUGUCCAGGCACUUCUUGGACUUCACAAGCUCAGUGCCACGGUCACUUCCCUCAGAAGCCUGUGUCAAUGCCCAACCACUCUCUCAGUGAAGAACUUUUCCCUGAUAUCCAACCUGAAAGUGAAAGCUUGGAUAUCCAAGAAGGAUAGUUAAUCCUCCCCGAGGCCAAUGAUACUGAGCCACAGAUAUGUGGUUAUAUGAUGCCUUGCUGUCUUCCAUGUUCCUCCUUUGGGCCUGCCUUCAGGCAUUUGGUCUUGUGCUUUUCAUUUUUCUGGGAUGGCAUGAGGACUUCCCAUAGCAGCGUGCCAUGUACACACAUCCAGCAAGGCUGGCUGGUUAGAUAUUUGCAGUUUUUUCUCCAGCAACAGGUAGACCUCAAGUCAAGAAGCCUAUGCCAUUGUUCCUGCUUGUGUCCACAACUGUAAUAAAGCUUUUAAAAAUAUAUUCUACAUGGGUGUUUAUUCAAGGAAAACGCUUAUAGCUCUCUUAGUGUUGCCUAUCAUUAGGUGACUGUGAAUACCUGAUUCAAUCUAAAACGUCUCCUCCAGAGCAAUGUUUCCAUGUCUGACUUCUCAGAAAGGGUUAAUUUUGCAUCUCUAUACUGAUCCUUCUCCAUCCUGGGGCUGUGUAGGAAAACAACUUUAAGAACUUGGUUGGAGGUUGGCUCUUCAAAGCCAGCAGCUCAGGGGCUGUCUUGUGAUACCCUGCAUGUCUUUGCUUUUCCUUCGCUGGUCUUUAAACUCCUGUGAGGUUCUUCCACCCUUGUGCAGGGAUUCACACAGCCUCCUCUUGGCAAAGUGGCUGGGAUAACAACAACCAAUGGAGAGGAUUGUGAGUGUAAAUGCUGUGUGUAAGUGGGGUACCCCAAACUAUUUGCCUAAAUCUUUAUAAGCCUGAAGAGGAAGAAGAUGACCACUAAGUAGAUUAAGGAGUAUCCAGGGUCCUACGAAGACACUUGUGAAGAAAAGAAGGUGCCAGCCCGAAAAUGUGCCUAAAAAUGAGUAACAGGCAAAGACAGAUUCCAUGCUUCGUGCUCAGCUCCCUCAGGGUUGGUGCUGCCUUCUCCUCACUGGAUGUCACAAGUGUACUGAUGAUGUGGUUUACAGUGCACACGGGAGGGGAGGGUGACUGCCUCAGGGUGCCUCCUCACCCUCAGGGGGCACAUCACCAUGUGGAUGUGAGAGGAGGGGGGUGGUGUCAAAACUCUGAAGGAGGAGCUGCUGACUCCCUGUGAGGGAGUGGAGAGGCAGCGCUGAGCUCUGCUCUGUGUGACAGCGACAGGGCCCAAGGGAACGGCAUGGAGCUGCAUCAGGGGAGGGCAGCUGGGGGUCAGGAACAGGGUCUGCAGCACAGGGCGGUGGGCAUGGAACGGGCUGCCCAGGGCAGUGGGCACAGCCCCAAGUGCCAGAGUUCAAGGGAUGCUGGGACACCACUCUCACACACAGGCUUUGGACUUCGGGUGGUCCUUUGCAGAGCCAGGUGUUGGGUUUGAUGAUCCUUGUGGAUCUCUGCCAUCCUGGGCUAUUAUAUGGUUCUGUGAUUCUAUGAUUCUUAUGGAAGGCUUUUCUUGAAUUUAUGUUUACUUUUGUAAGUGUCUCAUAUUUUGGUUUCUCUCUUAUGCUUGAUAAAGAUGUUGGAUGUAUCGAUCACUGAUUGCCAGUUAAUUACAUGCCAUUAAUAAAUCAAUAAACUUCUUUGAUCCUGAUUUACCUUAA